AAACUUAGAGGGAGAGAGAGAGAGAGAUGCAGGAAUCUCGGGAAAAUCCCAAAUACUGGAAAACUUGCCCAAAAUUCAGACGGACAGACACACAAACAAACAAACAAAUUUGCAUUUGAAUUAGAAAUAGGCGGGGUGGCGCCAGGCUCUUCUGUUUGGGCUUUGGGAAAAUUCUCAUUCCCGCCCUUUCUUUCGCGGUUUUCCAUAAUACCAUUUAAUCAAAAUACCAAUCAAACGCCCCAUUCCCCUAUAGUAUACCGCCACUGCUUCAGUGGUUCCAUACCAUUUGCCAAUUCCCUUUUUCCCUCUUCUUCUCCUUCUCCUUCUUCGUCUUCUUCUCCCCCUUAAUUGGUCUCUCAUAUCGUUUAACAUCGAUUUUCUACCUCGUGUGGGGCACAGAUACUUACUAUUACCUGACGGCGAGAAAUGGGUUCUGCAGCUCUCUUGGAUUCCAAUCCUCCACCUAGCGAUUCAACUGUUCCUGCUUUAUCCGGAAAGAAGAAAAGUGAAACUGAAGCUGCACUGAAGUCUGAAGCUGAUAAUAUUAAUAAUGUAGCUGAAGCUGGUCACAAGAAAAAGAAGCGUAGUGCAUCUGAGUCCAGUGAAGAGCCUGCUGGUUCUCGUAAAAUGCCAAAGCGAGCUGCUGCCUGUUCCAAUUUCAAGGAGAGAUCUGUUCGUAUAUCUGAAAAGCCUUCUAUUAUUGAAACAAGGAAGGAUCAGUCAGUCAAUGAAGAGAUAGUUGCUGUACACUUGACUUCUGGACAAGAAGAGGGUCGACCAAAUAGAAGACUCACAGAUUUUGUCUUCCAUGAUUUGGACGGGCUCCCUCAGCCCCUUGAGAUGUUGGAAGUUGAUGAUCUAUUUAUCUCUGGCCUUAUAUUGCCUUUGAAUGAAAGUUCUGACAAAGAGAAGGAAAAAGGAGUCAGAUGUGAAGGUUUUGGGCGAAUAGAAGAAUGGACAAUUUCUGGUUAUGAAGAUGGAUAUCCUGUAAUAUGGGUUUCAACAGAUAUUGCUGAUUAUGACUGUGGAAAGCCUGCAGGUAGUUACAGAAAGUUAUAUGAUCAAUUCUUUGAGAAGGCUCGUGCAUGUAUCGAGGUUUAUAAAAGACUCUCAAAAUCUUCAGGAGGGAACCCUGAUACAAGUCUUGAUGAGUUGCUUGCUGGGGUUGCUCGAUCAAUGAGUGGAAGUAAGUGCUUCUCUGGUGGGGUAUCAAUCAAGGACUUUGUCAUUUCUCAGGGAGAGUUCAUCUAUAACCAACUGAUCGGCUUGGAUGACACGUCCAAAAAGACUGAUCAGAAAUUUGUGGAGUUGUCUGUCCUUAUUGCUCUUAGAGAUGAGAGCAGCAAGCUUGUUGAUUUUUUGCAAGUGAAAGCAGCAUCGUCUGGUGGAGCUUUGGUGAUCGGAUCAGAUGCAAUAGAUGGAGAAAACAAGAUGAAUCAAUCUGGUUUGUCCAGUUGUGCAGAUGAUGAGAAUGAGAAUGUAAAGUUAGCAAAAUUGUUGCAGGAAGAAGAGUACUGGAAAUCAAUGAAGCAGAGGAGAAAUCAGCGUUCAACCUUGAAAUCGAGCAAAUUCUACAUUAAAAUCAAUGAAGACGAGAUUGCAAAUGAUUAUCCUCUACCAGCAUAUUACAAGCCAUGUGACUAUGAAAUGGAUGAGUAUGUAAUUUUUGACAGUGACAUUUCUGUGUGUGAUACUGAUCAACUUCCUCGAAGCAUGCUUCACAACUGGUCUCUAUACAACUCAGACUCAAGGUUGAUUUCAUUGGAGUUGCUUCCGAUGAAGCCAUGUGCAGAUAUUGAUGUAACAAUAUUUGGGUCUGGGGUUAUGACUGCUGAUGAUGGAAGUGGAUUCUUCCUUGACUCCGAUCCUAGUGCUGCAGCUGGUUCAGGAGCACAGGAUGUGAAUGGGAUUCCGAUUUAUUUGAGUGCAAUCAAGGAAUGGAUGAUUGAGUUUGGAUCAUCAAUGGUUUUCAUAUCGAUCAGAACAGAUAUGGCCUGGUAUAGGCUUGGGAAGCCAUCAAAGCAGUAUUGUCCGUGGUAUGAGACAGUUCUGAAAACUGCAAGGCUGGCAAUAAGCAUUAUUACAAUGCUGAAAGAGCAGAGCCGUGUAUCCCGCCUUUCUUUUGCAGAUGUAAUUAAAAAAGUUUCUGAGUACGAGAAGAACCAUCCAGCUUAUAUUUCUUCUAAUCCUGUGGCUGUGGAGAGAUACGUGGUUGUUCAUGGGCAGAUUAUACUGCAGCAGUUUGCAGAAUUUCCAGAUGAAAAAAUUAAGAAAUGUGCAUUUGUGGUUGGUCUUACAAACAAAAUGGAGGAGAGACAUCACACUAAGUGGAUAGUGAAGAAAAAGAAAAUUGUGCAGAAGAAUGAACCAAACCUUAAUCCAAGGGCAGGGAUGGAAACUGUAGUGUCUAAGAGGAAACUUAUGCAGGCAACGACAACAAGGCUUAUUAACAGAAUCUGGGGUGAUUACUAUUCAAAUUGCUUGCCCGAGGAUUCAAAAGAAGGAGAAAAUUGUGAAGUGAAAGAGGAGGAAGAAGUGGAGGAGCAAGAGGAAAAUGAAGAGGAUGAUAUUGAAGAGGAAAAGUCACUGAUGUUAGAGAAAAUCCAAAAGCCUUGUUCAGUGUCAACACGAAGCAAGCCGUGUGCAAUGAGCGAUGAAGUAAGUUGGGAUGGGGAAUCCAUAGGCAAAACUUGUUCUGGUAGGGAACUUUAUAAACAAGCUGUUUUCCGUGGAGAAGUAAUUGCAGUGGGAGGUGCUAUUUUGGUAGAAAUUGAUGAAUCAGAUGAACUUCCUGCCAUUUAUUUUGUGGAGUUUAUGUUUGAAACAUCAGAUGGAAGCAAGAUGUUUCAUGGAAGGAGGAUGGAGCGAGGAUCUCAAACUGUCCUCGGCAAUGCUGCUAAUGACAGGGAGGUAUUUCUAACAAAUAAGUGCAUGGAGUUUGAAGUGGCAGAUGUUAAACAAACAGUUGUUGUAGAGAUCCGGUUGAUGCCUUGGGGACAUCAGCAUGGAAAAGAAAAUGCCAGUGCUGAUAAAAUUGAUAGAGCAAGGGCAGAAGAGAGGAAGAGGAAAGGAUUGCCAAUCGAAUAUUACUGUAAAAGCUUGUAUUGUCCUGAGAGGGGUGCUUUCCUUAGUCUUUCCCAUGAUUCUAUUGGUCUUGGGUCUGGUUUUUGCCACUCUUGUAAAAUAAAUGAAGCACAGUUAGAAAAUGAAAAAUUUAGAGUAAAUUUGUCUGAGACUGGCUUUGGACACCGGGGGACUGAGUAUACUGUUCAAGACUUUAUUUAUAUAAGCCCCCAUCACUUUUCUGUGGAAAGAGUGGGGAAUGAAACUUUCAAGGGAGGCAGGAAUGUGGGCUUGAAGGCUUAUGUUGUAUGUCAAUUGUUAGAUAUAAUUGUUCCAAAGGCACCCAAACAAGCUGAAAUAAAUUCUACCCAGGUUAAAGUCAGGAGAUUUUUCAGACCAGAGGAUGUUUCAUCUGAAAAGGCAUACUGUUCUGAUAUAAGAGAGGUCUAUUAUAGCGAAGAAACACAUGUUUUUUCGGUUGAGAAAAUAGAAGGGAGAUGUGAAGUCAGAAAGAAGCAUGACCUUCCACCGUUUGAUUCCCAUGGAAUCUCUGAGCAUAUCUUCUUCUGUGAACGUCUAUAUGAUCCUUCCAAUGGGUCCCUCAAGCAGUUGCCAGCCAAGAUCAAGUUAUGUUACUCAACUGGGAAGGUAGUUGAUGCUGCUUCCAAUAGAAAGAAAAAGGGCAAGUGCAAGGAAGGAGAAGAUGAUUUAGAAGCUGAAGAAAAAUCUGAUGUACCUCAGCAGAAUCGCUUGGCCACAUUAGAUAUUUUUUCUGGUUGUGGGGGCUUGUCAGAGGGAUUGCAGCAGGCUGGUGUCUCAAUAACCAAGUGGGCAAUUGAAUAUGAAGAGCCUGCUGGAGAUGCUUUUAAGCUUAAUCAUUCGGAGUCAUUGGUUUUUGUAAAAAACUGUAAUGUGAUUUUGAGAGCUGUGAUGGAAAAGUGUGGCGACACUGAUGAUUGUAUAUCAACUUCUGAGGCUGCUGAAUUAGCAGCAUCUCUGAGCGAAAAGGAAAUUGAUGAUUUGCCACAGCCUGGACAAGUUGAUUUCAUUAAUGGAGGGCCUCCUUGUCAGGGUUUCUCUGGAAUGAACAGGUUUAACCAAAGCACAUGGAGCAAAGUUCAGUGCGAAAUGAUAUUAGCAUUUUUGUCUUUUGCAGACUAUUUUAGACCAAAAUAUUUCCUCCUGGAGAAUGUUAGAAACUUUGUAUCUUUUAACAAGGGGCAGACAUUUCGUUUGACUUUAGCUUCCCUUCUUGAGAUGGGUUACCAGGUGAGGUUUGGUAUAUUGGAAGCCGGAACAUAUGGAGUUUCCCAGUCUCGAAAACGAGCAUUUAUAUGGGCAGCCUCCCCAGAAGAGAUUCUCCCUGAAUGGCCUGAGCCAAUGCAUGUUUUUUCUGUUCCAGAACUGAAAAUCACAUUGUCAGAAAAUGAGCAGUAUGCUGCAGUUCGUAGCACUGCAAGUGGGGCUCCUUUCCGAGCUAUUACUGUAAGAGAUACAAUUGGAGAUCUCCCAGCUGUUGGAAAUGGGGCAUCUAAUAUAAAGUUAGAGUAUCAAAAUGAAGCUGUCUCCUGGUUUCAAAAGAAGAUUCGAGGGAACAAUUUGGUUCUGACAGAUCAUAUAUCAAAAGAAAUGAAUGAGCUGAAUCUCAUUCGCUGUCAGAGAAUUCCAAAGCGACCAGGUGCUGAUUGGCGUGACCUUUCAGAUGAAAAGGUCAAAUUGUCUACUGGGCAAGUGGUUGAUUUGAUACCAUGGUGCCUGCCAAACACAGCCAAGAGGCACAAUCAGUGGAAGGGGCUUUUUGGAAGGUUAGAUUGGGAGGGAAACUUCCCUACUUCUAUUACAGAUCCUCAGCCAAUGGGUAAGGUGGGGAUGUGUUUUCAUCCAGAGCAAGAUAGGAUUCUCACAGUUCGUGAAUGUGCUAGAUCUCAGGGAUUUCCUGAUGGCUAUCAGUUUUCUGGUAAUAUUCAACACAAACACCGACAAAUUGGAAAUGCGGUUCCUCCCCCAUUGGCUUAUGCAUUGGGGAGGAAGCUUAAAGAAGCAGUGGCUGGAAGGUCCGCUCAGUCAGCAAAUAAAUGCUGAUAUCAGAAAAAUGUCAGCAUGAGAGGGGAGAAGAAAAUCUUAAAUUGUGUUUUUUUCUGCUAUUAAAAUUUAGAUAGAAUGCAGAUACUAUUAAAAUUUGUGCAUAUGUAACAUGAUUUAUGUAGUCAGUGUUGACUUGCUAAGAAUACUUAUCCUGUAAUAUUGAAUCAUUUGUAAUGAAAUUAGCAACUUAAAUA
Molecule: messenger RNA, 5342 nt
Organism: Malania oleifera
Lineage: Eukaryota; Viridiplantae; Streptophyta; Magnoliopsida; Santalales; Ximeniaceae
Product: DNA (cytosine-5)-methyltransferase 1-like
Exons: 12
Coding region: 427-5145 (1572 amino acids)
Cellular component (GO): nucleus
Molecular function (GO): chromatin binding; DNA (cytosine-5-)-methyltransferase activity
Source: RefSeq, a predicted model, not a curated record